AUAUUUUAUAUAUAACUUUCUUUUUAUUUUUUCUGAAAAAGCAAGCAUGAAAUCUUUUAUUCUUGGGAAAAGGAGAUUCCCAAAAUCAAAAGAAAUGGAAAAUAAAUAAAAAUACUAAAGGAACAGCCGUGAAUGAACAUUGCAUUUACUCAUCAAUCAGGGGGAAAAAAAACAGCUAAAGGAAAAUUUACAAGUCUAAAAAGAUCAAAAGGAUCAGUUUUGCCGCCUUCAUCUUCUUCAAUGGUUUCAUUUACACAGUUUUGUAUACUGUAUUUCUACUUUAUUGCCUCUGUUGUAUCCCAAGUUUCAGAGUUUAUCAGUAUAGAUUGUGGAAGCACAAGUAAUUACACUGACCCUAGUACUGGACUUUCAUGGAGUUCAGACAUGGAUAUCAUGAAACAUGGGAGACAAGUGAAGGUCGAAAACCCGAACGGGAACUCGAUGCAGUUUCAAACUCGAAGAGACUUCCCUUCGGACAACAAGAAGUACUGUUACAAUUUGAGCACCAAGGAGAGAAGAAGGUACCUUGUUCGUGCAACCUUUCAGUAUGGGAGCCCUGCGAAUGUAGAUGCAUAUCCCAAAUUCGAAAUUUAUCUAGAUGCAACUCAGUGGGCAACCGUGACAAUUCAGGAUGGCUCCAGGAAAUAUGUGAAUGAAAUGAUCAUAAGGGCUCCUUCAGAUUCCAUUGAUGUUUGCAUAUGCUGUGCAACAACUGGUUUUCCUUUCAUUUCCACUCUUGAGCUUCGGCCCUUGAAUCUUUCCAUGUAUGCAACAGAUUAUGAGGGUGAUUUCUUCUUGAAUGUUGCAGCAAGAGUGAAUUUUGGUGCUUUAACUAAGGAUUUAGUGAGGUACCCAGAUGAUCCAUAUGACAGAUUUUGGGAGUCUGAUCUUGAUAGGAGGCAAAAUUUUCUUGUAGGAGUGGCACCUGGAACAGCAAGAAUCAGCACUUCGAAGAAUGUUGAUAUAAGAACCAGAGAAUAUCCGCCUGUUAAAGUGAUGCAAACAGCAGUUGUGGGCACUGAAGGAGAGCUUAGCUACAGGUUGAACCUCGAAAGGUUCCCAGCCAAUGCUCGAGCCUAUGCGUACUUUGCUGAAAUUGAAGAUUUGGCUCCGAAUGAAACCCGUAAAUUCCAACUGCGAGAACCUUACAUCCCUGAUUAUAGCAAUGCUGUGGUGAACAUAGCUGAGAAUGCCAACGGAAGCUACACGCUAUAUGAACCGAGUUAUAUGAACGUCACCCUCGAUUUCGUUCUGUCAUUCACCUUUUCCAAGACAAAUGAUUCCACUGAAGGACCACUCCUUAAUGCAAUGGAGAUAAGCAAAUACCAGCAGAUUGCUGCCAAAACCGAGAGGCAAGAUGUGACUGCUCUCAAUGCCAUUCGCAAUAUGUCCGCUGAAAGCGUUUGGGCGAAUGAAGGAGGUGAUCCUUGUGUUCCUACUAAUUGGGAAUGGGUAAAUUGCAGCCCAACACCACCACCAAGAAUAACAAAAAUUGCACUGUCAGGACGGAAUCUGAAGGGCCAAAUUCCAUCUGAGAUUAAUCACAUGGAGGAAUUGACUGAGUUGUGGUUGGACUUCAACUCCUUAACAGGGCCACUCCCUGAUAUGAGUAACCUUAUCAAUCUGGAAAUUCUUGCUUGCAGACAUCUGGAGAACAAUAAACUUAGCGGUUCACUACCUUUGUACCUCGGUCGUUUGCCUAACUUGCAAGCAUUGUACAUACAGAACAACUCGUUUUCUGGGGAAAUUCCUGCAGCACUGCUGAGCAAGAAAAUAAGUUUCAACUAUGAAGGUAAUCCUGGACUACAUAAUGAGGCACAGAGAAAACUGCGUUUUAAGUUGAUACUUGGGGCCUCAAUUGGAGUGCUGGCAGUUUUAUUAAUUCUUUUCUUGGGAAGUUUAAUAUUGUUGCGCAAUUUCCGAGGGAAGAUGUCUCACCAAAAAUGCGAUGAAAAUGGUAACUCCACGCAACCAGGCACCAAACAAUCAACAGCAUGUUCAAUAGCACGGGGUGGGCAUUUACUGGACGAAGGUGUGGCAUACUGCAUCUCACUGUCUGAUCUAGAAGAAGCAACUAACAACUUUACCAAAAAGAUAGGGAAAGGAAGUUUUGGAUCUGUCUACUAUGGCAAAAUGAAAGAUGGAAAAGAGGUUGCAGUCAAGACUAUGGCUGAUUCAUCAAGCCACUUGAAUAAGCAAUUUGUGACUGAGGUUGCCCUCUUAUCAAGAAUUCAUCAUAGAAACUUGGUUCCUCUAAUUGGAUACUGCGAAGAAGCUCAUCAACGGAUAUUAGUUUACGAAUAUAUGCACAAUGGAACUUUGAGGGAUCACAUACAUGGUUCAGUCAACCAGAAGCCCUUGGAUUGGCUUGCUCGUUUAAAAAUUGCAGAAGAUGCAGCUAAAGGCCUUGAGUACUUGCACACUGGCUGCAAUCCCAGUAUCAUUCACCGAGAUGUUAAAACAAGCAACAUUCUUCUAGACAUUAACAUGAGAGCAAAAGUGUCCGAUUUCGGACUUUCGAGGCAAGCUGAAGAAGAUUUAACCCAUGUAUCAAGUGUGGCACGAGGAACAGUUGGUUACCUAGAUCCUGAAUACUAUGCAAGUCAACAAUUGACUGAAAAGAGUGAUGUUUAUAGUUUCGGGGUUGUUCUUCUGGAACUUAUCUCCGGAAAGAAACCGGUAUCAGUAGAAGAUUUUGGUCCUGAACUGAACAUUGUUCACUGGGCAAGAUCCUUAAUACGCAAAGGUGAUGUAAUAAGCAUUGUAGAUCCAUUUCUGGUAGGAAAUGUGAAAAUAGAGUCAAUCUGGAGGAUUGCAGAAGUGGCUAUUCAAUGUGUCGAACAGCAUGGAUACUCCCGGCCCAAGAUGCAGGAAAUCAUUUUGGCGAUACAAGAUGCAAUGAAGAUAGAGAAAGGGGAUGAGGGCAAUGCAAAGUUAGCUUGUGGUAGUUCCAGGGGCCAAUCUUCCAGGAAAACUUUGCUUGCUAGCUUUCUUGAAAUUGAGAGUCCUGAUUUGUCAAAUGGUAGCCUAGUCCCAUCUGCUAGAUGAUUUUGUAGCUCAACCUGCUGAUAUCUUUGGAGUAUGAUGAAUCUCAAUGCCGUUUAACACUUGGCUUGUAUAUUUGGAAUGUAAACAACUGUAACACCUGCUUUUAGAUGUGCAAAACUAUAUGGAAAUAGAACCCGGGAUUUAGAUAUCCAAAACCAUAACACGUGUGGGUUUCAAUUCUAACUUUUACUACCCUUUCUUGAUUCUUAAGUUAUAGUCUUCGUUUUGUACCAAGAAAACAUAUGGAAAUAAAAGAAAGUAUUUUUAGGUAAGAGAA
Messenger RNA from Gossypium raimondii (Peruvian cotton), 3325 nucleotides. RefSeq names its product probable LRR receptor-like serine/threonine-protein kinase At1g67720. The transcript is spliced from 16 exons. Gene Ontology annotation, molecular function: protein kinase activity; ATP binding; protein binding. NCBI's taxonomy places the organism in Eukaryota, Viridiplantae, Streptophyta, Magnoliopsida, Malvales, Malvaceae. Gene Ontology annotation, biological process: protein phosphorylation. Bases 133 to 3048 code for a protein of 971 amino acids. The record is from RefSeq and is a predicted model, not a curated record.